AUGGGCAUUCUUGGCGAUUGGCAGCGGGGUCCGGUGAUCGGCCGCGGAGCGUCGGCGACGGUGUCGAUCGCCACGGACCGCGUCACUGGCGACGUGUUGGCGGUGAAGUCGGUGGGGAUCGCGCUGGCGGGCGUCCUGCUGCGAGAGCAGAGCGUGCUGUCCGCCCUGAGCUCACCGUACGUGGUGUCGUGCGUGGGGUCCGGUGUGUCGGCGGCAUCGGAUGGUAGCGGCUACGAAUUGUUCCUGGAGCUGGCGCCAGGCGGGUCCCUGGCGGACGAGAUCAGGCGGUGCGGCGGGCGGUGCGAGGAGCCCCUGAUCCGGUCGCGCGUGGGCGAUGUCCUGCGCGGCCUGGCCCACGUCCACGGCUCCGGGAUCGCGCACUGCGACGUCAAGGCGCGGAACGUGCUUGUGGGCGCGGACGGGCGCGCGAAGCUCGCGGACUUCGGGUGCGCGCGGCGGACUGUCGAGGCCGAGGACCUCGGCAACAGUAAUGCGGCGGCGAUCAGCGGCACGCCGAUGUUCCUGUCGCCCGAGGCCGCGCGCGGCGAGGCGCAGGGCACGGCCGCGGACAUCUGGGCGGUCGGGUGCACGGUCAUCGAGAUGGCCACCGGCGGCGCGCCGUGGCCGGGGCUCAGCAGCCCCGCCGCGGCGCUCCACCACGUCGCCCGCUCCGAGGACGUCCCCGAGGCCCCCGCGUGGCUCUCCGGCGAGGGGAAGGACUUCCUCGCCAGGUGCCUGGUCAGAGACCCCGCCCAGAGGUGGACCGCGGAGCAGCUGCUUCAGCACCCGUUCGUCGCAUCCACGGAAACCAAUCCCACCUCCAACUCCAACUCCAAAGCUGCGCCGAUCGAGCGGUGGGUUUCGCCCAAGAGCGUCCUCGACCAGGGCUUCUGGUUCUGGGAGGAGGACUCGUCGUCGACGACGGUGCCCGCCGACCGUGUCCGCGCACUGGCGUCCGCCGAGUCGCCCGACUGGACCUGGAGCGGCGAGGAAUGGAUCGCCGUCUGCUGCACGACCACGACGGACAGCAACGACACGGCCCCGGAGAAACUGGACGCGGAAACGACGGAGGCCGCGGGCGGCAGCAAUGCCGACGAUGAGCACGUCCCCUCCUCAUCCCGUUCCGACGGCGCCGGCGUCGGCGGCUCCUCCUCAAACGUGACGCACGGCGGCAGUAGGUCGGGUGACGACGGCAGUAGCUGGAGCUGGCUGCUCGCUGGUUCGGAUUUCUCUGUUGGUGAGGGCACGGGAUAUGCUUCCUUCACCUCGCAGGCCAGCUUCUCCCUUCCUAGGAACACGCCAGCCUCCAUGGAAAAGAUUGACAAGAAGGACGUGGAGGUCAGGGUCUCAGAGUCCGUGAAAGAAGUUCCGGUAGAUCUCAUCGGCGACGGCCCGCGAACAGAACGCACUGGGUAG
This is a messenger RNA of Lolium rigidum, 1416 nucleotides long. Its product is annotated as mitogen-activated protein kinase kinase kinase 18-like. Gene Ontology annotation, biological process: protein phosphorylation. NCBI's taxonomy places the organism in Eukaryota, Viridiplantae, Streptophyta, Magnoliopsida, Poales, Poaceae. Bases 1 to 1416 code for a protein of 471 amino acids. The record is from RefSeq and is a predicted model, not a curated record. Gene Ontology annotation, molecular function: protein kinase activity; ATP binding. The transcript is spliced from 2 exons.